AUGAGUCGACAGUGCUAUACCUCCAGCUCUCUCCUGGGAAGAAGGGGGUUUUCCUCUGCGUCUGCUGUCUGUGGCCUUGGCAGAGGCAACAGCAGCUCGGCCUCCGUCUGCCAGCCGGUGGCAAGAAGAUGUGGAAUUGGUGGCUUCAGCAGCCGCAGCGUCUGUGACCUGGGACGAGGGCAAAGGAUUUCCUUCGGCGGGAGCUGCCGCAGUGGGGUCUAUGGAGGCACCGGCGUGGGACGUUGCGGUGUAGCUUAUGGCGGAGGCCGCUUUGGUGUGGGCUCUGUCGUGGGGUUUGGUAACUGCGGAAGCUAUGGAGGCCUGGGCAGCUACAGAGGCCUUGGGGACGGCGUCGCUAUCGGAGGCUACAGCAGUGGCAUCAGCACUGGACUCACUGGAGGUAGAUCUGAAGGCAUCCGAGGCGUCAGCAUCCACCCGGAGCUCCUCAAGCCCCUCUGCGUAGGGGUCGACCCAGAGGAAUGCCAAGUGCGGACCCAUGAGAAAGAGCAGAUAAAGAACCUCAACAACCAGUUUGCUUGCUUCAUUGACAAGGUCCGGCUGCUGGAGCAGCAGAACAAAGUGCUGACCACCAAGUGGGAGCUGCUGCAGCAGUAUGUUCUCCCAGCUUCCCGGAGAAACUUGGAGCCAGUUUUCGAGAAUUUCAUCUGCAACCUGAGGAAGCAGCUGGAGUGUGUGCUGGGGGAGCGAGAAAGGCUGGAAAACGAGGAGCGGUGCUUGAGGGACCUAGUUCAAGAGUACAAGUGCAAAUAUGAGGAUGAGAUCAACAAGCGCACAGCUGCAGAGAACGAGUUUGUGGUGCUCAAGAAGGAUGUGGACUGUCUUUACCUGACGAAGGAGGAGCUGGAGGUGAGGGUAGGCCUGCUGCGGCAGCAGCUGGAGUUCCUGAAGUGCAUCUAUGCUGAGGAGAGAGCUCAGCUGGAUUGCCAACUGUGCGACACCUCUGUUGUUGUGCAAAUGGACAACAGCCGGGACCUGGACAUGGAGGGCAUCAUCAAGAGUGUUGAGUGCUGCUAUGAGGAGAUUGCCCAGAAGAGUAAGGCUGAAGUUGAGGCUUUCUAUCAAACCAGACUGGAGGAACUCCACAGCAGCAGAGGCAAAUUCUGCGAUGACCUGAGAAACAACCAGAGCGAGAUAGCCGAGCUGAACCGGAUGAUCCAGAAGCUGCAGUGCGAGUCUGAUAACGUGAAAAAACAGAUUGCAGCUCUGCAGACGGCCAUCUGUGAUGCAGAGCAGCGAGGUGACUGUGCCCUCAAAGAUGCUCGGCAGAAGCUGAUUGACCUGCAGACUGCCCUGCAGCAGGCCAAGGACAAAAUGGCAUGCUUGCUGAAAGACUACCAGGAGCUGCUGAACGUCAAGCUGGCUCUGGACAUUGAGAUAGCCACAUAUAGGACACUACUGGAAGGAGAAGAGAGCAGGAUAUGUACUGGCAACCCAGUGAGUGUAGCUGUGGUCAGCGGUGGUGGCACGGUCGGAGAGUGCAGAACCCUAUCUGGAAUCGGAGGCAAAUGCACAGUGAAGACAGGAGGGGCCAGCGCUGGAUUAGGAGUGGUUUCCUCCUUUGGUGGUGGCACCGGAUUUAGCACGCGGAGCGUAGACUGCCUGCCCAGAGUAGGGGGCGGAUUCGGGGCGAGGAGCGCGGUGAGCUGCGUGGGUCGGGAAGUGAUCUCUGGGGCAGACACGGUGCAGUGCUCCCCUGGCGUGGCCAACCUGGGAAGCGUCGUGUGUGCUGGCGUGGAGCAAUGCAACCCAGGAAGUGUCAUCAUUCCUGGGGCUGGGGUCUGUGCCACCGGGAACAGAUACAAUACAGCUGUGCGUGUAGUCAGAACAACCCGGUAG
Molecule: messenger RNA, 1857 nt
Organism: Rhea pennata
Lineage: Eukaryota; Metazoa; Chordata; Aves; Rheiformes; Rheidae
Product: keratin, type II cytoskeletal 4-like
Exons: 9
Coding region: 1-1857 (618 amino acids)
Biological process (GO): keratinization; intermediate filament organization
Cellular component (GO): keratin filament
Molecular function (GO): structural constituent of skin epidermis
Source: RefSeq, a predicted model, not a curated record